Molecule: messenger RNA, 708 nt
Organism: Caenorhabditis remanei
Lineage: Eukaryota; Metazoa; Nematoda; Chromadorea; Rhabditida; Rhabditidae
Exons: 5
Coding region: 1-708 (235 amino acids)
Source: RefSeq, a predicted model, not a curated record
AUGGAAUCGUGCGGUGGCGUUUAUACCGCCGAUUUGGAAUUCCAUGUCCGCCGCUCAUCAUCCCUCCACAACCCGGAGCCCAACCCAUAUCCAAUCGACGACUCUAAACUAUCCGAAGUCUCUGCUCUCACCCCGUCGAGCAGCUUUUUCUCAGUCCUCUCCCACCCGGCGUCUGUUCAAGCGCCAAGCAUCGCAAACAGUAUCAUGUCCCGACACCGUUGCUGCUUCGGAUCUUGCCGACUUCGCGUCGGAGCAUGUGUCAUCGGAAUUGCGUGUAUUUUGAUCUCGAUUUUGUCUCUCUGCUCCCUUCUCUCCGUAUCCACCACAAUGUCAUCAGAUGCUCAAUCCUUCCUAACCACUCCGAUCGUCUUGUCCCUUGUCCAGUUCGCCACGUCGAUGAUAAUGAUUGUGGCAGUGCUCACCAGCUUCCAUUGGCUUCUGGCACCAUUCAUGAUGUCAUGUGCUGCCAACUUGCUCGCCCUUGUUGUCCUCUGCUCCUGGGGAGUCUUGCGUCGUCAUGAGCUCUCCACUACCAUCGUCACAAUACUUCUCCUCGGUGCCACAGGAAUCGCCGUUGUCUACUUCUGGUUCCUGACAAUCAUCUCAAUGACAUUUGUCUUGAUUCGAGAUCGCAAAAUCAUGGGAUACGACGACGAGUACGACAUCGAGAAUCGACAAUUCGACAGAGCCAGCAGUUCAAUUGUUUAA